Drosophila grimshawi is the source of this 394-nucleotide messenger RNA. RefSeq names its product probable 26S proteasome complex subunit sem1 (gene Sem1). NCBI's taxonomy places the organism in Eukaryota, Metazoa, Arthropoda, Insecta, Diptera, Drosophilidae. The record is from RefSeq and is a predicted model, not a curated record. Gene Ontology annotation, biological process: proteasome assembly; mRNA export from nucleus; double-strand break repair via homologous recombination. Gene Ontology annotation, cellular component: proteasome regulatory particle, lid subcomplex; proteasome complex. The coding region runs from base 91 to 330 and encodes 79 amino acids. The transcript has 2 exons.
ACAAAUGACUCGGCAUCAUUUCGUUUCGGCGUCAAAUUGAGCAAGAAAAUUGUUUAACAAUUAAAGACCAGACACACAAGAAAAAUAAUAAUGUCUUCGGCCGAUAAGGAAAAGGAUAAGGAUAAGGAGGAGACGAAUCAGAAGAGUGAAGACUUGGGUCUGCUGGAGGAAGACGAUGAGUUCGAAGAGUUUCCCGCUGAAGAUUUUCGUGUGGCCGACGAUGUGGAGGAGCCCAAUGUGUGGGAGGACAACUGGGACGAUGAUAAUGUCGAGGAUGAUUUCAGUCAACAGCUGAAGGCACACUUGGAGAGCAAGAAAAUGGAUACAUAACCACAAAAAAUAGCAGAGACCGCGAAUUAGAAAUAAUCAAAUGAAAAUAUAUUAAGAACUUAAA